AUGUCGAAGCAAAAGCCAAAGAAGACCAGGAAGUUGAGGGGCCAUGUCAGCCACGGCAUGGGUCGUGUUGGAAAACACAGGAAGCAUCCUGGUGGUCGCGGCAAUGCUGGUGGCGAGCACCACCAUCGUAUUAACUUCGACAAAUAUCAUCCAGGCUACUUUGGCAAGAUCGGUAUGCGACACUUCCACAUGAAGCCGAAUACGAAGUAUUGCCCAACCGUUAAUCUGGAUAAGUUGUGGUCUCUCGUGUCUGCUGACACGUACGAGAAGUACAAGAAGUCGGCUGACGGCAAGGCUCCAGUCAUUGAUUGCGUCCGAAAGGGUUACUUCAAAGUCCUUGGAAAGGGCGUCUUACCCAAAGUUCCCGUCAUCGUCAAGGCCAGAUAUUUCUCCCGCCGCGCAGAGGAGCGGAUUAAAGCCGUUGGUGGUGCCUGUGUAUUAACUGCAUAA
This is a messenger RNA of Dibothriocephalus latus, 450 nucleotides long. The record is from the annotation of a GenBank genome assembly. NCBI's taxonomy places the organism in Eukaryota, Metazoa, Platyhelminthes, Cestoda, Diphyllobothriidea, Diphyllobothriidae.